CACUCAGCAGCCUGCGAUCAUAAUGCAAGCAGUGAUGAACUCGUUUCGCGAGACACUGGCCAACGCUCGGCACGUCCUGAUCCUCACGGGCAGCGGAGUAUCCGCCGAGUCCGGCAUACCGACGUUUCGCGGGCCAGGUGGAUUUUGGCGCAAGUAUCAGGCCACGAGCCUGGCCACCCCCGAGGCCUUCGCCGCGAAUCCGUCGUUGGUUUGGGAGUUCUACGAGUAUCGCCGGGCACUGGUGAAAAAAGUCCAUCCGAACGAAGCUCAUCGUGCCAUAGCCGAAUUUCAAGAGAGACUGGCGAAGAAGAAUCGCAGAGUGACGAUCGUGACGCAGAACAUCGACGAGCUGCAUCAGGUCGCGGGGGCGAAAAACGUCCUCGAGCUUCACGGUUCGCUCUUCAGAACCAGAUGCACCAAGUGCAAGAUAAAGGAGACUAAUCACGGUAUACCAAUUUGUCCGGCGUUGGCGGGUGACAUAUCGGCGGAACCGAACUUCGUCUCGUCGAACAUUCCACUGGACGAGCUGCCGAGAUGUAGCGUCCAGAGCUGUAAAGGACUUCUCAGGCCGGAUAUCGUGUGGUUCGGCGAGGGUCUCGACUCCGAUAUUCUCGACAAGACCAGCGAGGCGGUGGAAACUUGCGACGCUUGCCUGAUCGUCGGCACCUCCUCGAUAGUCUACCCGGCGGCUAUGUUCGCGCCCCAAGUGGCCCAGAGAGGCGUUCCCGUGGCCGAGUUCAAUCUCGAAACCACCCCGGCCACGAGAGAAUUUCAGUAUCACUUCGAGGGGCCGUGCACGGUAACGAUACCGGAUGCUCUGGCCGAUCCAGCGGCCGCGGCCUCCGAAGAAGACUGAGAAGAAUACAUUUUGAGGAGUGGAAAGAAAAGACUAUAUUGGAUUAAGAAAAAUUCUGUUUUCUGUCUUCGUUUAUUGUAGAGAUAGUACAAUAUUUUUCUGUGUAUACACGAUUAUAAAUUGUAAUAUGUAUCAUUUGGAAUAUCUCGAUGAUAUCAAUGGGAUAUCCCAAUGACGAUUAUAUUACAAGAGAUACCAUCUAUUAAAAUUAAUUUUUAAGAACGUCGCAACAAUAAAAACAAUAUUUUCUAA
Molecule: messenger RNA, 1108 nt
Organism: Trichogramma pretiosum
Lineage: Eukaryota; Metazoa; Arthropoda; Insecta; Hymenoptera; Trichogrammatidae
Product: NAD-dependent protein deacylase sirtuin-5, mitochondrial-like
Exons: 4
Coding region: 23-856 (277 amino acids)
Molecular function (GO): NAD+ binding; protein-malonyllysine demalonylase activity; protein-succinyllysine desuccinylase activity
Source: RefSeq, a predicted model, not a curated record